Molecule: messenger RNA, 959 nt
Organism: Fomitiporia mediterranea MF3/22
Lineage: Eukaryota; Fungi; Basidiomycota; Agaricomycetes; Hymenochaetales; Hymenochaetaceae
Exons: 4
Coding region: 62-763 (233 amino acids)
Source: RefSeq, a predicted model, not a curated record
CCGCUAGAAGCGUUUCGUUCCACCAAAAGUCUCUUCGAUCUUUACUGCGAUUGACUUGACCAUGGUCGUCUUUACUAUCACUACCUUUACUUCGCUGCUCGCUGGUGCAUCUGCGGUGCUCGCGGGCCCUCUUACUCCCAACAAGCGAGGAAACUGUGAUGUUUCGUCCGCUUCGCCUGACCUUCCGUCUGGCCAGACGAACGUUACUGUCCCCUCUGGACAAACGGCACAGAAGAUCGCGCUAGGCGUUGGCGUGCAGAACUAUACGUGCAAUGCUGGAGUUUAUGUCUCCGCAGGCGCCGUAGCCAAUCUAUACGACGUUUCCUGUCUGCACGACUCAUCCCAAUUCUCUCAACUCCCCACCAUCGCAUACGAUAUUUGGAACGGUGAACCUUCGAACGACCCUAAUACUUUCUGCAUUCAACAAAUCGAGUCGCGCUUCCAUGCACAAAUCGACGUGUACGCGCAACACUACUUCCAGCCUAACCCUUCCGGCUCGGGCAUUAGCCCAGUCUUCGACGCACGCGCGACAUCGCAGAAGGGUGAUCCCAAUGCGUACGUACUCGUGAGCAAGUCCGGGGAUUUGGCUGCACCGACGGGCAAGCAGGACGUCGAUUGGUUGGAGCUUACGGCUGUACAGGGUGAUUUGGCGAAGACCGUGUUGAGGAUAGAUACGAAGUAUGGGCAACCGCCUGCUUCGUGCGACGCUGGUUCCCCACCAUUGAGUGUUAAAUAUGCUGCGUCGUAUUGGUUCUACGCCUAAUCGUGCAUCAUCAAUGCAUUGAGUGAUCGCCCUUCCUUAAUUGUUUGUCUUGAUUGUUUGUCUGGGUUUGCAGUAUGGACUUUGAUAAUCUUCUCGGACUGUGUCCCGUAUUCGUUUGCAUGUUGUAUACAUACCCCAACUUCGUAAUUCUCUUUCUUUCUCGGGUAUAUGUAUGCUAGUUAAUUAAUCCAAUGGC